AUGGUUGUAAAUAAAAAGAGGGGAGAUUCAGGCUCUGCCGGGGGGGGCUUUGCCGUCGGAUCUCCCCUCGGUGAGCGGACGGGAGCCGAGCCGAGCCGCGCAGAGCCGCCCCGUCGACGACCGAGCCGAGGCAGCCCCGCAUGGAGCAGCCCAGCUCGGCGGCAAGGUAAGCCUCCGGCCGCACCAACGCACCCGGGGGGACCGGGGCUGCGCAGCGCCGGGCGGGAACCCGCCCUCCCGCCGGGCUCCCGGGCACGGCCGUCCCGUGGCGGCAGCGGGACCGGGGCGCGGGCACGGCGGGCGGGACGUGGGCGGCGGCGGGGCGGAAGGCGGCCGGCCCGGCUCCCCCCGGGCGUGGCGGCGGUUGGUUUCUCCUGGCAGCGGAGGCAGGGCCAGGCGCGGGGAGGUGGGCGCGGAGUUAGCGGCGGCGGCGCGGAGUUGGCUCCGGGCGCGGGGCGCGAGCGGCGGCAGGAGGUGAGCGGCGGAGCUGUGGGACGGGGCCGCGGGACGGCUCCGCGGGCGGCACUCCGCGGAGCAGAGCGGGCAGCCCGGGACGGGAGGCGGCGGGCGGCCCGCGCCUUUCGUUCCUCUUUGUGCUCCGCGCGCCGCGACCGGGGAGGAACUCUCGGCGGGGCCACGUGUGGCGGGCGGGGGGCGAGGCGCGGAGCCGCGCUGCCCUCUCGCUUUGCCCCCGUGCCGCGGCUCUCCCUGCGGGAAGCGGAGCGCGGCCGCGUGCGCUCGGCGGGGAAACUUUGGUCCCGGGCCGAACCGCCGCCUGCCCGCGGGGCGGGCGCGAUGCCGGGGCGCGAGGCCGAGCGGCGCGGCGCGCUGUGCCUGGGGCUGCUGUUGCACGCCCUGCUGGGCUGCGGCUCGGCGCAGCCGCCCGCCGCCUGCCCGGCCCCCUGCGAGUGCUCGGAGGCGGCCAAGACGGUGAAGUGCGUGAACAAGAACCUGACGGAGGUGCCGCCCGACCUGCCGCCCUACGUGCGCAACCUCUUCAUCACCGGCAACCGCCUGGGCCGCCUGCCCGCCGGCGCGCUGUCCGCCCCGCGCCUGGCCGAGCUGGGAAGCCUCAACCUCAGCGGCAACCACCUGCGGGCCGUGGAGGCCGGCGCCCUGGCCGCCCUGCCCGCCCUGCGGCAGCUGGACCUCGGCGGCAACCCGCUGGCGGAGCUCAGCCCGCUGGCCUUCGGGCGGGCCAGCCCGCUGGAGGAGCUGGCCCUGCGCGGGGCCCUGCGGGAGCAGGGCGCUCUCCUUGGCCUGGCCGACCUGCUGCAGGCUGGGGCCCUGCGCAACCUCAGCCGCUUGGAGCUGGCCGACAACGGGCUGCUGCUGCUGCCCACCGGCAUGCUGGGCGCGCUGCCCGCCCUGCGGCACCUGGACCUCAGCAACAACUCGCUGGUGGGGCUGCGGAACGUCUCCUUCCAGGGGCUGGUUCGUCUGCAGAGCCUCAACCUCAGCGACAACUCGCUGGGCGUGCUGCGGAACGGCACCCUGGCCCAGUGGCGCGGGCUGCCUGCCCUGCGGCGCAUCAGCCUCAGCCACAACACCUGGGUGUGCGACUGUGCCAUCGAGGACAUGGUGGCCUGGCUGAAGGAGAGCGACCAGGUGGAGGGCAAGGAGGCCCUGAGCUGCGCCUUCCCCGAGAAGAUGGCAGGCAGAGCCCUGCUGAAGCUCAACACGUCAGAGCUCAACUGCUCUGCACCUGUGGAUGUGCCCUCCCAGCUACAGACUUCCUACGUCUUCUUAGGGAUAGUCUUGGCUCUCAUCGGGGCAAUUUUCCUCCUGGUUUUGUACUUGAACCGAAAAGGAAUCAAAAAGUGGAUGCACAACAUCAGAGAUGCCUGCAGGGAUCACAUGGAGGGAUAUCACUACAGGUAUGAGAUCAACGCCGACCCCAGGUUAACAAACCUCAGCUCCAACUCGGACGUCUGACAGCGCCACGGCAGCGGCCGUGCACCAUAGCUAUGCAUGACAUAUAGACUGAUGCUUCGUCCUCGUGCUCGCUUCCCUCUCCCCAGAGAAAUCUCGGACGUGCUCGCAGCGUGAAGGGGAUAUGCCUCUGUGCGUUGCUCAUUGCCAUCCUCCCUUUGUUCCGAGACGCCGGGCAGCUGCGCAUGGUGUUGCACUGUACGCAAGAAACAAGCUGCUACUUCUCCUCUUCCUUACCAGUUCUCAUGGUGGGAAAUUUUUUCAAGAUCUCAAAAGAGAAAAGGAUACUGUGCUCCAAAGCCACCGGAGUUUAUAACAGAUACACACACACACACGCAAUUAUCAUUCAACAAAAUCUGCCUCAACUUUUUGGGAAAAAUGUUAGGUCCUCUGUGCCAGUUUUAAAUCUUGUAUAUCUGAAUUGUGAUGACAAUGUUUCCAUUUCAUAGACUUAACUUGGGAUUUAGAAAAACAAAGAAACUCCUUUUAACAAGUCCUCUGUUACAAAGAAGGAAAUCAAAUAGUGAGCCUGCACAAAUACUUCAUAGUUUAACAUGUUAGGACACUUACAGUCUCAGUGAAUCACUUACUAUUUUGUACUGUAAUUUUUGGUUGCAGUUUACCUGAAAAUGGAUUUUUUUUUUCUAUAUAAACUGCAUCUAAACUCCAUUUGAACUGUUAAAUUCAAUAAACAGUCUUGCAAGAACUUGUGUGGAAGUUUCCUGUUUAAUGAGAAGUGUAUGGACAUCUAAGAAUAACUUUAUGGGCUCUGGAAUAAUAGCCCUUCAGUGGUACUCCAAAUAAAAUGUUGUACAUGUGUAGCUUUGAGACCUAAAUGUUGAUGAUGGUUUUGUGAUGUACACUUUAAGAAUUACACUGAUUACGAUGAGAAUGGUUCCACUUGGCACAAAAGCCCUGGUCUGCUCUCUUGAGACAACUGCAAAACGUCAGGACGGAUGCGAGGGUCUGUCUAGCCGGGAAGGUACGAGCUGAAUUUACAUUAGGUCUUCUCUACCAUACUGAAAAACGUUCAGAUUAAAUAGUGGAGUUGGUAAGCUAAAGAGAAUUGUACCUGAAUGGAAUUGUUUCUUUAUAAAAGACAUCCUUGCAGAUUCUGAUUGAAAUUGGAUGCAGCUCAGUCGCGUAGUCGGUGAGCUUCAGACUUGUAAAUCAGUGCAGCACUUAGUAAAUUAAGUGCUUACUGUUUCAUUUAAAACUCUCAAUGCAGUCCUUUAGUGAUUACAUUGAGUAACUUGAUGGAACUUACAUUUAUCUUAAAACUUGUAGCAGGUACAUUCAAGAAUUGUAUUAUUUCUCAUGCUUAUUACUUGCUUGGGAAUGCAUUGUCAUGUAAAUAUAUGAAGCAUGCAAAGAAAAACUUGAAAAAUGCAUCAUCUAAUAAGUAAUUCUGGUGGCUUAUCAAAAGGUUAACAAGAACCUUUCAGACGCCACUGAUAAUUAAUGCACUUUUUCUAAUACAUUCAUAGGUUCUUGACGAAAAAUGUACACCGAGUGUGAAAGUGUAAUGUGAGUCGGUACCUUUCGGUACAGUGGUGGAGCUUUUCUCGUGGUCGCUGUUACUGGAAGCUCUCAAGAAUCUCUGAAAUAUUACGAGUUAGCAGCUAAUUUCCUUCAUUUUCAAAAGUUACAGUUUUUCUCAUAGAUAUACACCUUUUGGUAAGAGCUCAUAAAUACAAAGCAGUCCUCAAGGUAUCGGAAAAAAAUGUAAUCUAUUCUGGGCAUCAGUAUUAUUCAAAUGCAUUUUUCUCUCCUUGUAACUUCAGACACUGUCAGAGCAAGUAGCACAAGUUGGUUCAGGCUAAUUUUCUAUUGCUUUAAAUGGGCUUUAUUCAAUACCAGCUAUUUUUUUAAUGUGCUUUUAUACACUCACCCUCAAAAGUAAUAAAGAAUAUUAAGUACAAUUAAUAUUUUGAUAAAUCAAUGUAUUCUACAACUGAUGUGAGUUAGUGAUAGCCUGUUUCUGCUGCUGUAAUUUAAAUGUAUGAGCAAUACCUGAAUAACAGCAUCUGAACUUAAGUUUGUGGAUUCUUAAAUUGCUGGCCUUGAAUGUUAGCUGCACCUAUUUUAAGGAUAGUGUAAAAAGCCCAGUGUGGUUAAUUAUUACUGUGCAACUAUGCAAACUGUUCAUACUUAGCAUACAUAUAAUAGUCCAUGUAACAAGGUAGAGUUUACAACAGCUGUGCAGUGUGUCAUGUAUGUUGGAGAUUAUCAGCUUACAUUCAUCUGUACAGUACCAAGAGGAGAGGAGUGUCAUCCUUGCUCCUAUAACAUUAUGGAUAAAAUGUGUACAACCAAGCCAUUUCUUGGGCAGCGUCCUGGUUUUGGUAACACGCUUUCAAUUAACUGCAGUAGAAACCUAUUAUUUAUAGUGUGUUAAUGUAAAUAAACAUGCAUUUAUGGAACUAUGUAAGGUUAGGCAAUGACUUGAAUCGCAGUCUGUCACCACUGGACCGAGUAUUUGUAUAGUGAGCAAGUGUAACUGUUGUACCACACUUCUUAUUCUAAAGAUAAUUAUUAUUUUUGUAUCAUAGAAUGUCUUUGUAAUAGAGUUUUAUUAGAGACUUGGUGGUGGCUGCUUUAAAAUAUUUCUUUCCCGCUUGCUUACAUGUACAUUUAAUUAGGAUGUAACAGUAAGCAUGUGUCAAUAUUGUGUUGGAUAACGUUCUCCUACAGUGUUUGGCUGACAGUGAAUGCUUUGGUGUUUUGUACAAUGCAUUUGUUCUUAAAUCCCCUUCUAUAAACAGUGCUCGAAAUCUGUUAUCCCUUCCUAUUAGAAAACAGGUAUGGUGGGACUCGGAAGACAUUUAAAAAAUAGCUCCCGAAGUGCUUCAGAGCUUGGUUUAGAAGUAUAUAUUUAAAAUAACAUCAAUUUAAGGGUUCUUCUGAAGCACAUUUUCUAAUCCUAUUCUGCUGUGACACCUCAAACGUCAAUUGAUUACUAUUUCCUGAGCAGCUCAAUUAGCCAGGCUGUUUUAUUCAUACAUUCUUCAAUAAAACACGUGCAGUACUAAA
This is a messenger RNA of Gallus gallus (chicken), 4965 nucleotides long. It is a transcript of the gene TPBG, whose product is annotated as trophoblast glycoprotein. The transcript has 2 exons. NCBI's taxonomy places the organism in Eukaryota, Metazoa, Chordata, Aves, Galliformes, Phasianidae. Gene Ontology annotation, cellular component: plasma membrane. Gene Ontology annotation, biological process: negative regulation of canonical Wnt signaling pathway. Gene Ontology annotation, molecular function: protein binding. Bases 1 to 1935 code for a protein of 644 amino acids. The record is from RefSeq and is a predicted model, not a curated record.